Molecule: messenger RNA, 1215 nt
Organism: Olea europaea var. sylvestris
Lineage: Eukaryota; Viridiplantae; Streptophyta; Magnoliopsida; Lamiales; Oleaceae
Exons: 4
Coding region: 1-1215 (404 amino acids)
Molecular function (GO): nucleic acid binding
Source: RefSeq, a predicted model, not a curated record
AUGGUCAACCAACGAGGAAUUGAGGCCAACCCCAAAAAUAUUGAGGCUCUACGCAAAAUGAGGUCUCUCCAAAAGUUAAAGGAGACUGAGGAAUGUGAAGAGGCCCUCCAAUGCCUGAAAAUGCACCUGGGACAGGGCCCCCUCCUUUCCAAACCGAAGCCCGGUGAUAUCCUACAACUAUAUUUGGCUGUCUCCAAUGAGGCUAUCAGCUUGGUUCUGAUACGGGAAGAAGGGUCUACCCAACUCCCCGUAUACUACACAAGUAAAGUGCUCCUAUCGUCGAAAACCCGUUACCUUGAUAUGGAGAAGCUCGCUUUGGCUUUGAUAACGGCCUCUAGGAAAUUGAGACCCUACUUCCAAGCUCACACCAUCCAUAUACUGACAAACUUUCCCCUGAGGGCAGCCAUAAAAGGGCAAGCCUUGGCUGACUUUGUGGCUGAAUUCGCCAACCUCCCCAAGGUGGAUGAAAUCAUGGAACCCGUCGAGCCCCCUACGUGGAAUCUCUUCAUCGAUUGGUCAGCUGGAGAAGUCGACUCAGGUGCUGGGGUUGUCCUCAUCAGCCCCGAAGGUCACAAACUCAUCUCAGCAGUGAGGUUCGAAUUCAAAGCUACCAAUAACGCAGCAGAAUAUGAGGCACUUCUUACGGGCCUCAGCCAAGUCAAUGGUAACUUCUCAGCUAAAGAUAAAAUGAUGGCCUCCUAUCUGAAAAUGGUGAUGAACUUCAUCCCAUCUUUCAAAAAGUUUGAGCUGAUCCAGAUCCCCUGCAUCGAAAAUGAGCAUGCGGAUGCACUCUCGAAGCUGGCUAGUAGCAAGGAUUCAGAGCUACUCAUAGUAGUAGCUAUUGAGCACCUCCUCCUGCCUUCGAUCGAGGCCCCUACAAUAAUGUGGAUCGCUGGAACUCCCACUUGGAUGCAGCCAAUCAUAGCAUACCUCAAAGACCAAGUACUGCCAACUAACAAGAAUGAGACUUACAAGCUAAGAAGGAGGUCAGCCCACUUCCUUUUCAUUGAUGAUAUUCUCUACAAGAGGAGUUUCUCCUCCCCACUCCUACGGUGCGUCGAAGAAGAAGAGGCUACCUACAUAUUGAGAGAAGUCUACGUAGGCAUUUGCGGUAACCACUCCGGAGGUCUAUCUGGCACAAAAAAUAUUGAGGCAGGGAUACUACUGGCCUACCCUAAAGCGGGACGUCCUCGAGUUUGUACGAAAAUGCGAUAA